CCUCUUAGCUUUAGCAUUAGCUUUAGCGUUUAGCUCCUGGACGUGAACUCUGCUGGUUUUUAUCUAUUUUAAACAGAAGUCAGGAACAAAUCAACAUCAGUAUUUGUUUGAAUUCUCUUUCCGAAGAUAAUUCGUUGUUUCUGUUUCCGGUUCCUUUCGCUUUUCUCCUUUAACGCGUUUAUAACCCUGACAAGCUAAUGCUAACCAGCUAGCAGCUAACCCUGUCAGAGCAGAAGUCAAAGUGAAGCUUAAAGUUUUGAUGAAUUCAUAUUAAAAUUCAUAAGAAUGAGAAGUUUCCUCGGGUUUAAAACUCAGCAGCUGCUCAGAGGAGUCUUCAGCUCGUCAUCAGCAGUGCGAUGGCGAGCCGCUGGGACCCGCCUCCUCUGCAGCUCGUCACCCGAUGAGGAGAAACGCCGCCCGUCCAUGCUGAGACACCUGACCUCCAAACUCAAAUCCACUGGUCCCAUCUCAGUGGCCGAGUACAUGAGGGAGGUUCUGACCAACCCUGUGACGGGUUAUUAUGUGAAGAACAACAUGCUCGGACCGGACGGGGAUUUCAUCACCUCCCCUGAGAUCAGUCAGAUCUUUGGAGAGCUGCUGGGCGUGUGGAUCCUCAGCGAGUGGAUCGGAGCCGGGCGACCCAAUCAGCUGCAGCUGGUGGAGCUGGGACCUGGGAGAGGAUCGUUGGCCAGCGACGUCCUGAGGGUGUUCACUCAGCUGCGGUCGGUUCUGUGUGAGGCCUCGGUGUCGGUCCACCUGGUGGAGGUGAGUCCGGCUCUGAGUCGUCUUCAGGCUCAGACUCUGACCGGGGACGGCAGCCGGGCGGCGGACGCAGAGGACGAGCUGGUUUACCGCCGCGGGGACACGCCCACCGGCCUCCCGGUGUCCUGGUACCGCCGCCUGGACGACGUCCCCUCAGGUUUCAGCAUCUUUAUCGCUCACGAGUUCUUCGACGCUCUGCCCAUCCACAAGUUUCAGAGGACGGAGAAAGGCUGGAGGGAGGUGAUGGUCGACAUCGACCCGGAGAAGUCCGACCAGCUGAGGUUCGUCGUGACGCCGUCUCCGACCAUGGCCUCGUCCACAUUCGUUCAUGCCGAUGAAAGGCGGGAUCACGUGGAGGUGUGUGCAGAGGGGGGGGUCAUCGUCCAGCAGCUGGCCCGGCGGAUCGUGGAGGACGGCGGCGCGGCGCUGAUCGCCGACUACGGCCACGAAGGAACCAAGACGGACACGUUCAGGGGUUUUAAAGGUCACCGGCUCCACGACGUCCUGGCGUCCCCCGGCUCGGCCGACCUCACCGCCGACGUCGACUUCAGCUACCUGCGCAGGACAGCUGGAGGGGGCGUGGCCUGUUUGGGACCUGUCACUCAGAGGACGUUCCUGAAGAACAUGGGCAUCGACACACGGAUGCAGGCUCUGCUGAGGAACUGCAGCGACCCGUCCACCAGGAAGCAGCUGAUCAGCAGCUACGACAUGCUGACCAACCCGGAGAAGAUGGGCGAGCGCUUCCACUUCUUCAGCCUGCUGCACCUCAGCCGCCUCGCCAAACCCACGAGGGCCACGGGGAUGAAGCUGGAGAAGACCAGCCCGGCGCCGCUGCCCGUGGCCGGGUUCACCGAGCUCAGCUUCUCCUAGAGCGUCUGAAACAUCUGGAAACAACUGGACUCUUGAGGGACAUGAAACAGACUUUACAGAAGAUCGAAGAGAUUUGAAGGAUCCUGUACAAGACAAUAUUUAUUUGUUUUUGAAGCAACAUUAUGCAGCUGGAUGAAAGUGAGUCUGAUGUGUGAGUGUGAAGAAGAGAAAGUUUCCUCCUUCUCUC
Messenger RNA from Limanda limanda (common dab), 1819 nucleotides. It is a transcript of the gene ndufaf7, whose product is annotated as NADH:ubiquinone oxidoreductase complex assembly factor 7. Gene Ontology annotation, biological process: mitochondrial respiratory chain complex I assembly. NCBI's taxonomy places the organism in Eukaryota, Metazoa, Chordata, Actinopteri, Pleuronectiformes, Pleuronectidae. The transcript has 10 exons. Gene Ontology annotation, molecular function: protein-arginine omega-N symmetric methyltransferase activity. The record is from RefSeq and is a predicted model, not a curated record. Gene Ontology annotation, cellular component: mitochondrion. The coding region runs from base 286 to 1632 and encodes 448 amino acids.